Messenger RNA from Arvicola amphibius (Eurasian water vole), 3515 nucleotides. RefSeq names its product phospholipase C like 1 (inactive) (gene Plcl1). Gene Ontology annotation, molecular function: phosphatidylinositol-4,5-bisphosphate phospholipase C activity. Bases 1 to 3291 code for a protein of 1096 amino acids. The transcript has 6 exons. Gene Ontology annotation, biological process: intracellular signal transduction; lipid metabolic process. The record is from RefSeq and is a predicted model, not a curated record. Lineage: Eukaryota; Metazoa; Chordata; Mammalia; Rodentia; Cricetidae.
AUGGCCGAGGGCGCGGCUGCCAGGGAGGGUUCAGUGCCUCUCGACGCUGCCGGAGGCGAAGACGACCCCCGAGCCGCCGCCGACGCUGCCUCCGGGGACGCUGCACCCGCGGCCUCGAGUGGCCGGAUGAGGGACCGUCGCAGCGGGGUCGCACUGCCCGGCGCCGCAGGGCCCCCCGGGGACACCGAGGCCGGCCUCCUGGAAGCUGCGCGAGCGACCCCCAGGCGCAGCAGCAUCAUCAAGGAUCCUUCCAACCAAAAAUGUGGCGGCAGGAAGAAGACAGUGUCCUUCAGCAGCAUGCCUUCGGAGAAGAAGAUCAGCAGCGCCAGCGACUGCAUCAGCUUCAUGCAGGCUGGCUGCGAGCUGAAGAAAGUGCGGCCCAACUCUCGCAUCUACAACCGGUUCUUCACCCUGGACGUCGACCUCCAGGCGCUACGCUGGGAACCCUCCAAGAAAGACCUUGAGAAAGCCAAGCUGGAUAUUUCUGCCAUCAAGGAGAUCAGGCUGGGGAAGAACACAGAGACCUUCAGAAACAACGGCCUUGCGGACCAGAUCUGUGAAGACUGCGCCUUCUCCAUCCUCCACGGGGAAAACUACGAGCCUCUGGACCUGGUUGCCAAUUCGGCGGAUGUGGCAAACAUCUGGGUGUCAGGGUUACGGUACCUGGUCUCGCGCAGUAAACAGCCGCUUGAUUUUAUGGAAGGUAACCAGAACACACCGCGGUUCAUGUGGCUGAAAACCGUGUUUGAAGCCGCAGAUGUCGACGGGAACGGGAUAAUGUUGGAAGACACUUCCGUGGAGCUCAUAAAACAACUCAACCCUACACUGAAGGAGUCUAAGAUCAGGCUGAAGUUCAAAGAAAUCCAGAAGAGCAAGGAAAAACUGACCACCCGGGUUACUGAGGAGGAAUUUUGCGAAGCUUUUUGUGAACUGUGCACCAGGCCGGAAGUGUAUUUCUUACUGGUGCAGAUAUCCAAGAACAAAGAGUAUCUGGAUGCGGAUGACCUCAUGCUCUUUUUAGAAGCCGAGCAAGGGGUCCCCCACAUCACUGAGGAUAUGUGCUUGGACAUCAUUAGGAGAUACGAGCUUUCGGAAGAGGGACGCCAGAAAGGGUUUCUUGCAAUCGAUGGCUUUACCCAGUAUUUAUUAUCUCCAGAAUGUGACAUCUUUGAUCCAGAACAAAAGAAGGUCGCCCAAGAUAUGACCCAACCCAUAUCUCACUACUACAUCAAUGCCUCUCACAACACCUACCUGAUAGAAGAUCAGUUCAGGGGACCGGCCGAUAUCAACGGGUACGUGAGGGCUUUGAAGAUGGGGUGCCGGAGCAUCGAGCUGGACGUGAGCGACGGUUCAGACGAUGAGCCCAUCCUCUGCAAUAGGAACAACAUGGCCACGCCCCUUUCCGUCCGGAGUGUUCUGGAGGUGAUAAAUAAGUUUGCCUUCGUCGCUUCCGAGUAUCCUCUCAUUCUCUGCUUGGGGAAUCACUGUUCUCUGCCGCAGCAGAGGGUCAUGGUCCAGCAGAUGAAAACGGUGUUCGGCAGCAAACUCUACACAGAGGCGCCUUUGCCGUCCGAGUCCUACCUCCCGUCACCGGAAAAACUAAAAAAUAGGAUCAUCCUGAAGGGAAAGAAACUGCCCGCAGAGUCGGAUCUGCUGGAAGGGGAAGUGACGGAUGAGGAUGAAGAGGCCGAAAUGUCGCGGAGGAUGUCCGGGGAUUACAACGGUGAGCAGAAGCACGUUUGGCUCUGCCGGGAGCUCUCUGAUUUGGUAUCCAUCUGUAAAUCUGUCCAGCACAGGGAUUUUGAACUGUCUAUGAAAACCCAGAAUUACUGGGAGAUCUGUUCCUUCAGCGAAACGGAGGCCAGCCGGAUCGCCAACGAAUACCCGGAGGACUUUGUGAACUACAACAAGAGGUUCUUGUCAAGGGUCUACCCCAGCGCCAUGCGGAUAGAUUCCAGUAACCCCAACCCGCAGGACUUCUGGAACUGCGGCUGUCAGAUCGUCGCCAUGAAUUUCCAGACCCCGGGCCCAAUGAUGGACCUCCACACGGGCUGGUUUCUCCAAAACGGAGGGUGCGGCUAUGUCCUGAGGCCGUCGGUUAUGCGGGACGAGGUUUCCUACUUCAGCGCGAACACGAAGGGCGUUGUGCCCGGAGUGUCUCCCCUGGUCCUUCACAUCAAGAUCAUCAGCGGUCAGAACUUUCCAAAGCCCAAGGGAGCCUGUGCCAAAGGGGAUGUCAUCGACCCCUACGUCUGUGUAGAGAUUCAUGGAAUUCCGGCCGACUGCUCCGAGCAAAGGACUAAGACUGUCCAGCAGAACAGCGAUAAUCCCAUUUUUGAUGAAACUUUCGAGUUUCAAGUCAACCUCCCUGAGCUGACCAUGGUCCGUUUUGUGGUUUUGGAUGAUGAUUACAUCGGGGAUGAAUUUAUAGGGCAGUACACGAUACCGUUCGAAUGCCUGCAACCCGGAUACCGGCACGUACCCCUGCGCUCCUUUGUGGGGGAGAUCAUGGAGCAUGUGACCCUUUUUGUCCACAUAGCGAUAACCAAUCGCAGCGGAGGAGGAAAAGCCCAGAAGCGCAGCCUUUCUGUGAGGAUGGGCAAGAAAGUCCGGGAAUAUACCAUGCUCAGGAAUAUCGGUCUUAAAACCAUAGACGAUAUAUUCAAAAUAGCCGUUCAUCCCUUACGAGAAGCCAUAGACAUGAGGGAGAACAUGCAGAACGCCAUGGUGUCUGUCAAGGAGCUGUGUGGACUCCCUCCGAUCGCCAGUCUGAAGCAGUGCCUGUUAACCCUGUCCUCUCGUCUCAUCACCAGUGACAGUGCCCCUUCCGUGUCUCUUGUGAUGAAGGACAGCUUUCCUUACCUGGAGCCUCUGGGUGCCAUGCCAGAUGUGCAGAAGAAGAUGCUGGCGGCAUAUGACCUGAUGAUUCAAGAGAGCCGGGUCGUCAUAGAAACAGCAGACACCGUCCAGGAAAAGAUUGUCCAGUGUCAGAAAGCAGGGAUGGAGUUCCAUGAAGAACUUCAUAAUCUGGGGGCCAAGGAAGGCUUGAAAGGAAGGAAGCUCAACAAGGCCAUCGAGAGCUUCGCUUGGAACAUGACUGUGCUGAAGGGACAAGGAGACCUGCUGAAGAAUGCCAAGAACGAGGCAAUAGAGAACAUGAAGCAGAUCCAGCUGGCCUGUUUGUCCUGUGGCCUGAGUAAAGGCCCUGGCGCUGGCCCCGAGGCCAAGGGCAAGCGCAGCCUGGAAGCCAUAGAGGAGAAGGAAAGCAGCGAGGAGAACGGGAAGCUGUGACCAAGGCGGCGCGCAUGCGCACCUCAAGGACUCCGCCUUCUCAUUCUUGCUUUUUCGUUUUGUUUUUACAUUCUUCAGAUGUUCACAGAGAUGAUGCCCUCCGUGGGGUGCUGUACAUAAAACAUAUAUUUUCACAGUGCCAGUAUUUUCCUGUAGUUAAUUUAUCUAAGCUAAAAUUGUUAGUAGCAGUGUUGUAAACGCUGAGCUGUGUGAGUUGACCUGUG